Molecule: messenger RNA, 2529 nt
Organism: Salvia miltiorrhiza (redroot sage)
Lineage: Eukaryota; Viridiplantae; Streptophyta; Magnoliopsida; Lamiales; Lamiaceae
Product: bifunctional TH2 protein, mitochondrial-like
Exons: 6
Coding region: 610-2286 (558 amino acids)
Cellular component (GO): cytosol
Source: RefSeq, a predicted model, not a curated record
GUUUUAGGUCGCCAUUUUUUUUUGUAGAGAUUUAAUUGCAUUAAUUGAGAGGUUGAAUACUUUUUUUUUGCGAUACAAGAAAUCUAUCAGUAGUGUAAGGAAUCUUUGAAAAAAAGAAAAAGAAAUACAGCGAGUAAGGAAUUAUGCAUGUCGGAAAAUUCUCCGCUGACUUAAAUCUGAAAUUGAAAUUGAAUCCCAGACUCGUUUUUUUCUUGAUAACACUAAAGACGCCAUGGCUGAAUCACGCCCUCCUCACGAGAAUCCCAUUCUGUCCCAGUUGACCGCCGGCACCCUUUUACCCUCUCUCUCUCUAGAGAGCUAUUUAUUGCCCUUUUUCUUAGGCUGACGCAUUCCCCCAUGUAAUACACACACACAUAUAUAUAUAUUCUCUCCACUAUAAAAGAAUGAAUCUUUCCAUCCUUUGUAUUCAUUCAAACGUGACAAUUCCACCAUAUUUUAUACUAUAUUCGUGGUUAAAAGGGAUGAAACUGUAGUUUAUAAAUUCCAUAAAUCAGUGUUUCCACCAACUCUUGAUCACAUCUCCCGAGGCCACCAACCCUUCUCACGAGGGGCUGAAAUCUACGAGGUUUGGGUUGAUUUUGAGGAAAAAUGGGGAGUGUGGAGGCGGAUCAUGAAGGCGGCGUAGCCAAGAGGCUGUGGAACAAGUUCAAGAAUGGAAGGGCUUUAGCUCUCUACAGCCCUUAUAUUGUUUGCUUGGCGUCUGGCACCUUGGACCCCACCUCUUUUCUUCAUUGCAUCUCUCAAGAUUUCUACCUUCUUCAAGCUUUUGCUCGGGCAUAUGAACUAGCAGAAGAGUAUGCAGAUGAUGAUGAGGACAAGGAGGCCAUUGUCAAGUUGAGAAAGCGCGUCUUGAAGCGCCUCAGAAACCAGGAUGCACUUAUUUCUGAAUGGGGUUUUGAGCCUCCUAAAGAUCAUACUUGCAAUGAUGCCACAUCAAAGUAUACCGAAUUCUUGAUGGAGACAGCCUCGGGGAAAGUUGGAGGAGAGAAAUUUGCUGUCAAAAUUGUGACGCCUUUUGAGAAGACUAAACUGGCUGCAUAUACGCUCAGCGCCAUUUCACCCUGCAUGAGGCUCUACAGCUUUAUUAGUAGGGAGAUCCAGGCUCUCCUAGACCCUGAUGAGAGCAACAACAUCUACAAGAAGUGGCUCAACAGCCUCUCUUCUGAAAAAUUCGAGGCAUCAGCUUCGAGAAUUGAAGACUUGCUAGAUAAAUUAAGCAUUUCUUUGACCGGUGAAGAACUAGAUGUCGUAGAAAGGCUCUAUCAUCGGGCCAUGAAACUCAAGUUAGACUUUAUCUGGUCGCAAUCAGUCGUUCAGCAAACAAUAGUUCCCUUUUCACUACUCCGCAACAGUGGCGAAGACAAUCUCAUCACUUUAUGCGACUUUGACUUGACAUGUACCGCUAUCGACUCCUCUGCUCUUCUAGCAGAGAUUGCAAUUGUAGCAGCGACCAAUAUUUCCGAACCACAACUCCCAUCAUCAGAUCAUAUCAGGACAACGUGGAACGAACUUUUCAGCCAGUAUGUGGAAGAGUAUCAACAAUGUAUAGAAAGCAUUGUACCAAGUGAAGCAUGUAUUGAUAAUUCAACCCAAGGGACGCGACUGGAUUAUGAAGGUCUAUGCAAAGCACUGGAGCAGAUAUCUGAAGUCGAGAAGCGAGCUACUUCAAGAGUUGUCCACUCUAAUGUAUUGAAAGGAUUGAAUCUAGCAGACAUAAAGAGGGCUGGUGAGCACCUCUCUUUUCAAGAUGGUUGUAAGCGAUUCUUUCAGGAUCUCGUGGAAUGCAACAAAUGCGCUGCAGACAUCCAUGUGCUAUCAUACUGUUGGUGUAGUGAUCUAAUAGAGUCUGCCUUUUCAUCAGGAGAGCAAAAUGUGUUGAAUGUACACUCAAACAACUUAGUUUACGAAGCAUCUGUUUCCACUGGUGACAUGUCAAAAGACAUGGAGUCCCCCAUGGACAAGCUUCGAGUUUUCAAUGAAAUCACCAAGAAUGGAGGUAAGGCCUCGACAGUUUACAUUGGGGGUUCGGCUGGUGACUUGCUGUGUCUGUUAGAAGCAGAUUUUGGUAUCGUGAUUGGCUUGAGUGGGAGCCUUGAGAGGCUUGGGAAUCACUUUGGUAUAAGGUUCGUUCCAUUGUUCUCCGGUUUAGUGAGGGAACAGAGAGAGCUUGCAGAAACUGGGAUUUUGAGUCGUGAUGGAAGAUCCAACAUUCUUUAUACGGUGUGUAACUGGGACGAGAUAUACGCCUUCAUUUUGGGGCGGUAGACGGCCAUCCCGUCCCUCCACAAUACAGGAAAAUAGUAGGCAAUUCUUGGAGUAGCUAAUUUUUGAAAAGGUUACUUGUUAUAAGGUAAGGUUGGGCCUUGAUCUAUUGGUUUUUGGUGUGAGGAUUGAGGGCCUGUGCUAAUCUUGAUUUGUUGUAGUAGAUGAUGGAUUUUAUUAGGUGACAAAGUUGUUGAAGUGAAAUACUUCCUCUGCUUGCUAUCAAUAAUAUAUGAGAAUUUUAAU